Molecule: messenger RNA, 303 nt
Organism: Anopheles maculipalpis
Lineage: Eukaryota; Metazoa; Arthropoda; Insecta; Diptera; Culicidae
Exons: 1
Coding region: 37-270 (77 amino acids)
Source: RefSeq, a predicted model, not a curated record
GUGGCGCCUAAAACGCAUCUAGCAACGCCGCGUGAAAUGGAGGGCGAGGUCAGCGUGCUGCUGGUCAUUACCGUGAUCAUCGGCACGAUCUUGAUGACCUCGCUGCUGGCCUGUUACAUCUGCGUGUUUCGACAGCUGUGCUGCUCCCGGGAUAUGGAUCUCGAUCGGAGCUACAGUACCCGUGGUUCCAAGCGUACGUUACGGGACAGCACCAAUCUGGCGGAGAUCACCAACAUUACCAGCCAACAGACGGAGAUCGAGAAGGUUUAGCUAAGGGCGGGCGAAGAGGCCAUCACUUCGCUC